AUGCAAACGGCGGCGAUUCGCCCGAAGCGCCGGUCGCUCGUGAUCGCUUUGCAAGCAUCUUUCAAGGUGAGCUCGACGUUUCCAUCCCAAGAUGAUAAACCACGCGAACCACAGGCGUUCGGCAAGUUGAAGUCCAUCAUUGCCGCCGAGCUCAAGCACCUCGCCAAGCACGAAAAGCUAUUGAAUGCAACGUGCGCGUGGAAAGCCGAGCUGCUGCGGCCACUGUCGGCGCCGCGCAUCCGCAUCCAAACCAUGUCAAAAGCGCGCGUCUUCGGCGUCCUCGCCGUCUACUACAUCGUCACGGUCGUCCUCGUCUUCACGAUCGUCCUGGACCGCACCUCGAGCACGUUUGCGACGCCGCCCGUGACGGCCGUCUCGUCCGCGCUGCUCGAAGUGUCGCCGACGACGGAGACGAUCAGUCUCGACAUCAUGUCAAGCUCGUUGGCCUACCUCGAUGCGAUCCUUAUAAACGCAACAACUGGACUCGGCAACAUUACCAUCUUUGCCUUCCCCGACACGCCGUCGCAGACGCAAGUGAUUCCGUUCGAGAGUCUCAACUGGUCGCCCAGCAGCAGCCAGUCGAUUGCGUCGUCGCCCUUUCCGAUCGCAUACCGCGUGCUGUACCGGCUCAAGGUCGACCUGUACAGCAGCGUGUUUAUCAACGUCUCAAUGAGCGAUACAGCUCCCUUCACCGUCCACGCUCGGACGGGGUACACGGCGCUGUACAUGAUGACGAUCGUCGGCUCGCUCGUGACGGUCAUCAACAUCUCGUGUGGAAUCUACUUUCGCAUGCGCAUCCGAGCGGUUGCCAUCCCGGGGCAGACGCUGCCGCAGUGGGACUGGGUCCAACUGCAUCUUUUGGCACUCUUGCUCUGGAGCUGUGUCCCAUACGAAGUCGCGGUCUACAAGGCCGUCACAGACGGCUUGACCGUCGACGAGACCUUCCGUCAGAUCGCAUUUUGGGUGCGGCUUCUCGGCAAGAACGGGUGUCGGCUCGCGGUGCUGCUCUUCUGCGACGGCAUGGCGACCACCAACCCAAGUCGCACGUUGCGAUUCUACACCAAGAAGGUGGUUGCGGUCGCGGCCCUCACGGUUGUCCAAGGCGCCAGUCAGAUCGCGUCGUCGCCGUCGUUCAUCAUCGCGCUCUUGUACUUGAACACGUGGCUCGAGUUUUUCGUGCAGUGUGUCAUGGUGCUCUGGCUCGCAUACCGCCGAGGGCAGCGCGUGCGUCGCCAGCCGUACCGCAGCGCGACGUUCGAGUACACGACGUACGGCGUCAUUUCGAUCUUGGUCGUGCAGUUUGCGAUCGCGUCGGCCUACAGUCUCAUCCGCCGCUUGGCGGUUGUCGGCGCGUCGAGUCCGACCGAUUCGAGCACCUCCGUGCCCAACGCACAGCAAGCGCUUACGCUCGCGGGCCUCAUUCGCGAUCAAAUGUUUGCGUGGAUCGUCCUCAUCUGCUACCUCCCAUUGCCGCCCUCGUCGAGCGUUCUCGACGAAACCUCGACGGCGUUCUCCCUCACCGAGGCGUCGUCGCCGUCGCCGUCCGUCUUUUGCCUCGAGACAGCGGUGACGAUGCUCAACCUCUCGGUGGCUAGUUACUACACCUCGCACUUGCACCGCCGCCACUCGCCGUCCUCUUGUGGGCACCUCGGCAAAGACAUUCCGGACCUCGACGUCCUCGACUGCACGCUCCUCGCUGCCUUUCACGACGCCCCGACCGACACCAACGGCGUGCUUGUCUACGAAGAGCGCAAGGAGCGCUACGUGCUCGCUUUCCGGGGCACUGGUAGCAUCAAGAACGCCGCGACGGACCUCAAGUCGCGCCAGAUUCGGCUGCCCGGCACGGCCUACGCAUCGGAGAAGAUCCGAAAACGCACCAAGGGUAAAGGCACCCGGCACUUUGUGCAAGUGCACUCGGGCUUUUACCACGCGUACGUGACGCUGGAGCGGUAUCUGCACGCGGCGAUUGGCAAGAUUCCGGACGAGAGCGUCGUC
This is a messenger RNA of Saprolegnia parasitica CBS 223.65, 1995 nucleotides long. RefSeq lists its product as hypothetical. The record is from RefSeq and is a predicted model, not a curated record. Lineage: Eukaryota; Oomycota; Saprolegniomycetes; Saprolegniales; Saprolegniaceae. The transcript has a single exon. The annotation marks the transcript as partial.